Messenger RNA from Mycena citricolor, 551 nucleotides. The record is from the annotation of a GenBank genome assembly. NCBI's taxonomy places the organism in Eukaryota, Fungi, Basidiomycota, Agaricomycetes, Agaricales, Mycenaceae.
UCUAAGCCAAAAGGCCAGAGUGGUGAAGAUUCAUGAUGUUCAGCACUGGCCUUUAUACGAAGCCAAUGGUGGUCUCAAAGACCUAUUCGCGGCUGAAGAUCGCUGGAUCCGAAUGUAUACAUGUGCAUCCCUACAUCUUCCUCAACGCAGUUUCGGUCCCCUGCUUCUUCUUAUUCUUCUUGUGGGCCACAGACGUUCCUCCUCGUCGUCGGACCACAGUGUUCUCCGGGAGCAGCGUGGUCACUCUACCCAGCUCAACAUUCCACACGCACAGCAACGUCUUGCCGCUGUCCUUCCACUUGACUCCCCAAAUCUGUUCCCUGUUGUCCUCGUCGUUCAAUAAUGUCAAGGUUCCCUCAUCGAGGUCGACCGGAUCCGGCUGAUUUCUGGCUCGAUCGACCACCUGAUUCAGCGUACGGUAGUCUGCAUCGUCCAGCUCUAGGGAAUAUCGUUCGUAGGCACGCUCGCGGACAUGCUCUUGCGAGUAGGCGAAGUCUUUGGAUGACUUGGGCAUACCAGUGGAUGAAUGGGAUGUACUCGAGUAUGAUUCA